AUGGUAGCAAGGGCAUCCCGACCCAGCAUGGAUACGCAUCCCCAGGGACACCUCGGGGAGGUCUAUCAAGACGCUUUUCCAGACAACCACUUCCCUAGCGACCCAUCAGACGAUGACUUCGAUUACGAUUCGGAAGAAGAAGAAGAGAGACCAGAAUUCUACCCUACUUGUGGUCUAUGCAGGUUCUAUUUCGAGCCUGGCGACCCUGUUUGUAUAUUUGGAUCUGUCGGUGAAAACAUCCCGUUCCGCUGGAAGGGCGAGUACACGGUCCCCGUGGUAGAAUUCAGACGAAAUGGGGAGAGAGCAUUCCAUAUAAAGUGCGUCGACCUAGUCGACUCCUGUAUCAGUGUGUGGGAUGACCACAGGGUACGCUUCAAUCCGUACCUCCACCGGAUGUCUAUGAUCUCCGGUUCCAUCCCCUACUUCAUUCAACCUCCCAGAUCCUUCACGAACCAGCGCGGCCGGUGGCUACGCAACUCAAUCACUCACGACCUCCAGCAUGCUCUGAGAGGUCGUUUGCCCCCCGAGAUUUGCCAAACCAUUGCCAGCUAUUGUACGCAAGAACGGGCUACCCAGAUUAUCAGAGAUCUAUGGCUUGGUCACGGACAACGCUAUGAAACCUCCAUGAUGAUCCCGUUGGACGACACUUAUGGUGCCAGAUCUAUAAUGAUUCCCCUCGAUGGGAAUCAUCCCCUCUGGAUACGGUAUACGGAAAUGGAAGGACUUCGGUACGUUGAAUCCAUAUCCCGUAUUCAGCAACAUGAGAGUGACGAGUUGUUCUUCUCUCCUGACGACUACGCCGGCUCGCCUAUCAACAUCUACUUUGCUGAGGACCAUCGUGGAAUACGACAAAUUAUCAUCACAGAAUCCGAUGCGCCUCCUUCUAUACAUCAUGCAUCAGGUCUUCACUGGGUCAUCUGCUGCCGUCACCAGAAGCUGCCUUUCUGCCUUCGGUUCAAGAGUGAUGGCAUCAAACUGCGUGACUUUGUUAUCACAAAUCCUGAGAGACCUUCACCCAAAUGGGAUCUUAGACGUUGGGCCACGUUCCCCAGAAGUAUCGACACAUUUCCGCCACCCCCCUCUAUUUGUGAUGGCUAUGAUCGGAACCUCAGCUACUACGACGCAAUCCAGGCGAUAGACUGGAACGCUCCAGAUAUCUGUGGCUAUUACUUCUACAUUACUGACGGAGAGCUUCGUGGCAUAGUUGCUGUGAAGGAACGGGAUUCGCGCACCUCUCAUGUCGACGAGUACCAACAUGGCCACGUCGGGAAUGUAGUAGGUAUCUACUUUCCCGUGGGCCAUGGAGAGCGGGUUUCGGAGCUAUGGCUCCGCACGGGAGAGUACGGUGACGACGCCAUUGAAGCAGAUACCAUGAUACUCCGCACAAACAAGGAUCGCAGUUGCGUUCUCGGUCUUGACACAAGCAGCUUCUGGCUCAGGUUUGACAGCAAAGAAUCGAAGAAGUUCACCUACAAGAAACUCGCAAGUUUUCCACCAGUCGGCCAAACGCGAAUGUUUUACUCCAGGUCUGGACACUGUAAGACCUGGCUGGCUUUUGAUAAGCCCACCAAACUCGAGGUGUGGUUAGGUCAUGGAGAGGUCACUACUUGGACGGGCGAAAUCGAGGUCUCGCUUCCAUUCCCACAUGAUGAGCCAACGUCGAACAACAUAUUUCACAACAACUACCUUGUGGCAUCCGCCCCCCUCCAUGGUGUCAGGAGUAUAACUGCUUGCCGGUCUUGGGGAAAGGAUUUUUUAGGUUGCACAAUCGUGGGUCUUCUCCUGACUUAUAUCGAUGGCAGUCAGCGGUGCGUCGGGCUGGUUCGACCAGAUCAUCUAGAAGCCCCGAUGGAAGUUCGUUCAGGCAAGAUCUGGCUCGGUUCCAGAAAGUGGAAAGGCGAAAGAAUCCGUCCAGGCCCCUUAAUACGAACCAUCAAGUGUGUUCGUGUAAUUGAGCCCGAGCCGUCGGAGAACAAUCUCUAUGAAUAUCUCGAAGUGCAGAUGUCAGGGAGACUCGACUGGUACUUUGACCAUGUCGUAAGUUGCGGCCUGGCCCCUCGUACCGAUGUCGGCGAGAGACCCGACGAGAUGAAAGCAGUUUUGGACCGUCAAAGCCACCUGCGCGCGUCCAAUAUCAGGGCUUUUGAAGUCAAGAGUUGGCCAGUGAGAAAUGGCCUGAACCUAAGAGGACAUUUCUUCUGUAACCUGCCUGGCAAGUUGGAUAUGGAGGCAAAAAAGAAACGCGAACCUAACAAACUUCGCAAAAACCCACCUGAUCCAUCUGAACAAGAUGACUCGAGCUGGGGCUCGUGGAUGUCUGUCCGCUCACUGCCUCUGAGCGUACAGCCGUGGCUAACGCCUCCUCCCGCUGCUGUAUCCGUCGGUCGCCUACCAGGUAUUGGAGAUAAAGCUCCCUUGGAUAAAACUGGCAAGUUGAGGCUCGGGAGGAGGACGUUGCUUGUGUUUUUACGGUGUGUUGGUUGUGCAUUUGCUCAGAAAACAUUUAUUAAUCUACGUACAAUGGCAAAUCGGUACGGCGACGCACUAACAUGCAUAGCCGUUUCCCACGCCUCAGAGCAAGCAACAAAGAAGUGGGUAGAUCUUCUAGGCGGCGCAUGGAGCGUGCGCGUAAUAGUCGACGAAGAGCGAGCGCUCUACGCAGCAUGGGGUCUGGGCACGAGUAGCAUGUGGUACGUUCUGAACCCAUCGACGCAAGUGCAGAGUUGGAAAGAGACGGGGUGGUUGGGUGAGAAGGUAGCUGGUGCGAUACAGGGGAAAACGCAAAAGCCCAAGCCGAAACCGGUUGCGACUGUGAAUCCUGUUGAAGAGGAGGAAGAGGAUGAGGGUCCUUUGACCACGAUGGGGAAUAAGUGGCAGGAGGCGGGUGCUUUUGCGAUAGAUGGGACAGGGACGGUUAUUUGGGGUGGAAAGGCUGCGAGGGCAGAUGAUGUUAUGGAACUUGAAGACGGUGCGAGAAUCUUAUUAGCCUAG
This is a messenger RNA of Fusarium coffeatum, 2991 nucleotides long. RefSeq lists its product as uncharacterized. The transcript has 7 exons. The coding region runs from base 1 to 2991 and encodes 996 amino acids. NCBI's taxonomy places the organism in Eukaryota, Fungi, Ascomycota, Sordariomycetes, Hypocreales, Nectriaceae. The record is from RefSeq and is a predicted model, not a curated record.